Messenger RNA from Miscanthus lutarioriparius, 2928 nucleotides. Lineage: Eukaryota; Viridiplantae; Streptophyta; Magnoliopsida; Poales; Poaceae. The record is from the annotation of a GenBank genome assembly.
AUGGGCGGCGCCGCCAUGGCCGAUGACGACGACUUCGCCUCGCCGCCGCCCGCCCCGCGCGCGCGGGCGGAAGGAGGAGGCGGAGGCGUGUACCAGGUGGGCGGCGUGCCGGUGGAGUUCCCCUACAAGCCCUACGGGACGCAGCUGGCGUUCAUGGGGCGGGUCAUCGCCACGCUCGACCGUGCGCGGCGGCAGGGGCGCUCCCACGCGCUCCUCGAGUCGCCCACAGGCACCGGCAAGUCGCUCUCCCUCCUCCUGCUCCGCGCUCGCCUGGCAGCGGCACUACCCGCUCCGCUCCCCUCCCGCCCCCCACCCCCGAUCCACUCCUCCACGGCGGAGGAUUCGUCCCCGAUGAUACCCAGCCGCAGGCGACGCCAGGCCUCAAGGAAGCACUACUGUGUCAAUAAGUUUGCUCGCGCGAGCGACAACAUUGAUGAGCAAUGCAAGUCGCUGCUAGACAAGAUGGUUCAAGGUUGCCCAGAAUUCAAGAAUGCUCAGAAACUAAGUCGGCAUCCAUCCCUUCAGAUUGGUGGCUGCUAUGAAGUUCACGAUAUUGAGGAUCUUGUCAGAGUUGGACAGAAAGCAAAGGGAUGCCCAUAUUUUGCUGCACAGCACAUGGCAGAAGCAGCACAAUUGGUUUUCUGCCCAUAUAACUACCUGAUUAGUCCAGUUGUCAGGAGAGCAAUGGACAUCGAUAUCAGUGGUUCCAUCAUUAUUCUUGAUGAGGCACACAACAUAGAAGACAUAGCACGUGAUGCUGGCAGUGUUGACAUCGAUGAAGAAUCACUUUGCUUGUUGCAGGGAGAACUUCAAAACUUGGCCACUGAUGAGGCUGUUGCAAUGAUUUACCAACCCUUGCACGAUAUUAUUCAGGGUCUUAUUGGUUGGAUUGCUGAGCGGGAGGACAAUCUGCAUAAUCAUGAGUUCGGACAUCCCGCUUCAUAUUGGACUGGUGAAAAGGCAAUGAAUGAACUUCAGCGGGCUGGUAUUUCUCCAAUGUAUUUCCUGGUAUUGCAAGAAUGUGCAACAAAGGCGAUUAAAGCUGCUUCAGAUACUGAAUCAGAUGGAUCACACUUAAGUGGUGGUCGUGCUAUGACACUAGAGAGUCUAUUCUCUUCGUUGAGUUACUUUUUUGGUCAGAAAGGGCGUAAUUCGUGUGAUUAUCAGCUUGCUUUGCAGCGUUUUGUUAAAAAGGAAGGCAAUGAUGAAAUUUCUUCAAGAUGCACAAUGAGUUUGUGGUGUCUCAAUCCUGCUGUUGUUUUUCAAGAAAUUGCAGAUCGAACACUUUCGGUAAUUCUGACUUCUGGAACACUUUCACCAAUGGGUUCUUUUACAUCUGAACUUGGUGUCCAGUUUGAGGCUUGCAUGGAAGCUCCUCAUGUAAUUAAUGCUGAUUCUCAGGUUUUUGCAGCUGUGCUAUCAUCUGGUCCAACAAGGCAAAUAUUGAAUGCUAGCUAUAAAACUGUGGACAAUUCAUCUUUCCAGGAUGAACUUGGAGCUUCACUAGAGGAAAUAUGCAGAAUUGUGCCUGGUGGUGCUCUAGUGUUUUUUCCUAGCUACAAGUUGUUGGACAAAUUGCAAGUGCGCUGGUCUCAGACAGGUCAAUGGGCACGGCUUAAUGCUCAAAAACAUGUGUUUGUUGAGCCUAAGGGAAGUAGUGAGGAACUCGAUCCUGUUUUAAAAGGGUACUAUGAUGCAAUCCUUGGUAAGGCUCCUGUCAAGAAAGCCAGAGGUGAUUCAAAACAAAUAGUGAAGAAUCGAGUGACAAAAAAAUCGUCACAGGAAUCAGCGAAAGCAGGAGCUGCUCUUCUUGCAGUUUGCCGUGGGAAGGUAUCUGAAGGGAUUGACUUCGUUGAUGACAAUGCUAGAGUUGUGGUCAUUGUUGGAAUUCCUUUUCCAAAUAUAAAUGAUGUUCAAGUAAAGCUGAAAAAGAGAUAUAAUGAUUCAUACAAUUCAUCAAAGCAUUUGUUAAGUGGGAGUGAAUGGUACUGUCAUCAGGCAUUUCGUGCUUUAAAUCAAGCUGCAGGUCAUUGUAUUCGUCAUAAAUCUGACUAUGGAGGCAUAAUUCUGAUUGAUUGUGGCAUCUUCCCCAAGGUUAAGUUGGAUAGCGAAGCACCUCAAUCUCUCAGUGAUGAUAAAAGAAAGUUGCCGUGGCCAGAAUUGAGUUCCUCAAACCACUCAGUAUCACAAUGUAAUCAGAAGGUGUCUUCACUCUUCACAUGCACAGGAUUGUCCAGGUGUGAAAAUGUCAAGCUUGAAAGAAAUUACAAGCCAGAAGAGGUUUCGGCAAAGAAGUCUAUGCAGAAGAAACUUCUUAUAAGUUGCAUUAGAUGCAAAACAGCUCUUGGGUUAGAAGAAGAUGGGUUUCUUGUUACUUGUACACAAUCUUCUUCGUCGAAAUUGUACUUGGCAUAUCUUUUGAGACAUGGGCUGUCAGCUGCUGGCUUUCUGGAGGAUGAUUUUUCGGCAUCAACACCAGCAGAGGUACGAGUAGUGGAGUGCGAAGCUUCUUCACUCAACCAAAAUAUAUUUGGCAAAUUCAGAAACCAGGGCCAUGUUUGGUCUGCAAAGGAUGGAUGUGUGUACAAUGCAAUGACUUGUACUUUCUGCUCUUCUGAAAACAAAUGUGCCAUGGUCCUCGGCGUGCAAGUUCUUGCAACUGAUAAGCUAAAUCAACAAUUGGUGGAAAAGGUGCUCUUGUUCAGUGAUCGUUUGGAUGUCCAGUCUGAGCCAUCAAAGGGACAGAUUUCAAGAACUCGGAGAGAUGCUAGUGACUCCAUCUCCCCUCCAUCGCCAUCGGUGAUCGACCUUGAGUCCUUUGCAUAUAAGCCAUUAAAGAAGGAUCCUGUGGCACUGAACUCAAGAAGGUCUAAGGUUCGCAUGAUCCUCAUGCUGCAUCAACACAGUAGACUUCUCAUCAGAGUAUAA